This is a messenger RNA of Lytechinus variegatus (green sea urchin), 1743 nucleotides long. Its product is annotated as allatostatin-A receptor-like. NCBI's taxonomy places the organism in Eukaryota, Metazoa, Echinodermata, Echinoidea, Temnopleuroida, Toxopneustidae. Gene Ontology annotation, cellular component: membrane. The coding region runs from base 8 to 1315 and encodes 435 amino acids. The record is from RefSeq and is a predicted model, not a curated record. Gene Ontology annotation, biological process: G protein-coupled receptor signaling pathway. The transcript has a single exon. Gene Ontology annotation, molecular function: G protein-coupled receptor activity.
GACUGAUAUGGCGCCGCACUCUGCAAUGGUAAUGCAUGCACUACUCAUCUUCUCGACGAUGUUCCUUGGAGGAACAAUGGGUGAGAAUGUGACUUCGACUCCUGAUGCAACUACCACAGAUGUAUCCUUUAGUAGCAUCGGUGCAUUAGAAGAUACCCAGACCACACUCUAUCCUACACCAGAUGAUGUCUUUGAAACUGCCACCUUCAAUACCUUAGGUUACAGUAUUGGUUCCACGGAGGAAAUAGAGGUCACGACUAUGGGUACUGACCUUUUUUUCUGGGCACCAGUGCUUUGGACAUGGAACAUGGUCCUACAAUUAGUCCUAGGAAUUUUAGGAAUCAUCGGAAACCUUCUGGUAAUAAUCGUUUUGUUUAAACGAAGGUCUGCCAGUAGAUCUACGGACACUCUAAUCGGUGCUCUGGCCUUUGCUGAUUUACUGACUUCCGUGCUGAUCAUCCCCAUCCCAGAAGCUAAAAUCGUACCCUCCACCUGGGUUGGCGAGCUAUACUGCCGAAUCCUCUUUACAUCCUUCUUCAUGUGGCUCUCUGUCAGUGUGUCCAUUUUUACCCUGACAACCAUAUCCAUGGAGCGCUUCUUUGCCGUCGUGUUUCCCAUCAAGUUCAACCGCAUUCUGCGGAAGCAUCACGUUGUCCUUGCCAUAUUGUUGAUCUGGCUAGCAGCCAUUGUUGCAGAUAGUUUCAUCCCACUUUCUAUAUCCGUAGACCCAACCACACAAUCCUGCAUCUACUCUUACUCGUCCGAGCUAGCUGCAGAGGUUGCCGGAGUUACGUCCUUUCUUCUCCAUUUCCUGUUCCCUUCGCUCAUCAUGCUGGGCACACAGGCAAUCACCGCUCAAGCCCUCUAUCGACAAGCUCUAUUCUUCGGGAAAGGUGGCGUCGAAAGUGGGGCUCGCUCAACCUCCUCUUACCGCCUCCUCAAAGCCAAGAACCGUGUGAUAAAGCUUCUCCUGAUAGUGAUAAUCAUCUUCAUAGUCUGUUGGGGGCCCAACAGCAUAGGCUACUUCCUGUUCAACGUCGGGGUGAUAGAUUACACGUACCUUUACGGCGAUCUCAAUCGCAUCCUGACAUUGUUAGCCUUCUGCAACUCCUGCGCAAACCCUUUCAUCUACACCAUCCAAUACCCACAGUUCCGAGUAGCCAUCAAAGAGUUGUUCACUGGCUCGAUGACGUCGUUUGGGGCGCUCUUCGAAGGAUUUGUGGAAUCUCCAAACUUAAACAAUUCAGCUGCCUCCUAUGAAGAUAAGAGCAAUACACAGAUGACAGCCAUCCCUGCACAGUCAGUGGCUGAAUAAUUCUGGACACCUUCAUACCAAUAUCCAUCAGUCAAUGAAUCAACCAGAAGUCACCAAACUGAUUAGGGAGUUUUCGCUCGAACCCGCUGCGCAUUACGGAUUAAAAAAUGCAAUAUUUUUUUAAAUCCCCGUCUUAACGACAAUGAACAGCUGGGAGGCUUUUGUCGAAAAUUCGUAAAUCAAAACAACAGUUUCGUCCUAAACUCUGGACAAACAACAUAUCUUUGUAAUUUCUUGUCAGCUCCGGAACUAAGGACGAAAUUGCUAUUCCGGAUCAUCAAUAUUUUCGACAAAGACCCCAGUUGUUUGACGGGUAUUUUCAAUGCAUUAAUUGUGUUCUUGCGAAAACUCCCUAAUAUCCAACAGUCAACCAAUAAACCAAAAGUCACUAAAAUGAAUCUUUUUCAGUUUUAAGACCCAGCGGACUU